GUUUUUGUUUGUUUUCAUAUGAAUUGCAUUUAUAAUCAGUUUAACUGUAAUUGAGUUAUGGAUGACACCAUUGAUGCCCAACAAAGACAACAAAGAAAUGUUGAUAAUAUGGACCAAACGAGUGAUGGCUUAGAGAGCGCUGCGAAUGAAGACAUAUUGAAGGCUUCAAAAGUGUCAUCGACUUCGUGGUGGAGCUCUUGGGUUCAAAAGUCGACCGAUACUUUUGAGUCGAUUAAGAAG
Messenger RNA from Oppiella nova, 240 nucleotides. The record is from the annotation of a GenBank genome assembly. NCBI's taxonomy places the organism in Eukaryota, Metazoa, Arthropoda, Arachnida, Sarcoptiformes, Oppiidae.